GGAAAACGUUAUGGUUCCAAGAACAUUUUGGCACGCAGGGUGGGGAGACGACCGAGAGAAAACCAUUCGGGAGAAGUGGCUAACACAGGUCAUCCCUGUGGAUUGAGCCCGCGACCUGUUGGCUGCAAAACCAACGUCUGUGACGCGGGCUCGUUGGUUUACGAAGUAAUUCGGGAGAAUUAUGAUGCACUCACACUGCGUGUUUUCGAAGACCUGCACACGCAUUUUGAUGUACCCUUUCCUGAUGCCGCACAGUCGGAAAAGGACGCUGUAAGUCAUUUGCCAGACGGCCACCUUGACCUCACGCGGUUUUUACUUACCUUUUAUUUGGUCCCCAAAGAAAGGCCUGUCGAGGGUCUGUGA
Dibothriocephalus latus is the source of this 363-nucleotide messenger RNA. NCBI's taxonomy places the organism in Eukaryota, Metazoa, Platyhelminthes, Cestoda, Diphyllobothriidea, Diphyllobothriidae. The record is from the annotation of a GenBank genome assembly.